UCCGAGAGAGCGCGCAAGAGAGUCCAGAGGUAUAUAAAGAGACGGCUUCCAGUUCCAGGGCAUCAUCUUCAUAUCUCCUUCUCAGCCAUGAAGCUCCUGGUUUUCAUCUGCGUUCUAGCAGCCACUCGGGCAGCUAAGUUAGAGGGACAUUCCUCACAUGGGCACAACGACGGCUCAACAGGGGUGUCCCUGCCUAUAUUGGCCGAUGUAGACGUGAGGUCAUCCCCAGGUCAACUCUACUCAACCCCAUCCAAUCAGGGAUUCUCUGGCGGCUCCAACUCUAUUGUCCAGUCAGCUAACGCUUUCUCUGGACAGUCAUUCCCCACUCCUCAUGCCCACGAAGUCCCUGCACCAUCACACCAGACCUUCCCUGAAGCCCCCUCUCAGUCCUAUUCUCAGCCAUCCAAUCAGUUAGGAUCUGGACUGUCAGGACCGGGUUCCCAGAUUGUCCCAGCUGCUCCUUCAAGAUCCUUCUCCCUCACCGGAUCAGGUGGCCAAGCAUUCCCUGAGCCUUCAGUUCACGCUCACUCAGUGUCCGGAUCUGCUGGUCAGUCCUUCACUGGUCUUUCAGGCUCCUCUUUCCAGGCUCAGCCUGCACAGCCCUCCCAGACAUACUCUGAGCCUUCGGUCCAUUCUGGCUCUGCUCAUGCUGCUGGCCAGUCCUUCAAUCAGUUCUCUGGUUCUUCCUCAUUACACUCUCACUCUGCACCUUCUGGAUCAGCUGGUCAGUUCCUCGGUGGAUCAGGAGGUUCCUCAUUACACUCUCACUCUGCACCUUCUGGAUCAGCUGGUCAGUUCCUCGGUGGAUCAGGAGGUUCCUCAUUGCACUCUCACUCUGCACCUUCUGGAUCAGUGGUCAGUUCCCGGUUGGUCAAGGAGGUUCCUAUUACACUCACUCUGACCUUCCUGGAUCAGCCUGGUAAGUUACUCGGUGGAUCAGGAAGGUUUCCUCAUUACACUCUCACUCUGGCACCUUCUGGAUCAGGCUGGUCCCAGGUUCCUCGUGGAAUUUCAGGAGGUUCAACUCAUUGCACUCUCACUCUGCACCUUUCUGGACCAGCUGGUCAGUUCCUCGGUGGUGAUCAGGAGGUUCCUCAUUACACUCUCACUCUGCACCUUCUGGAUCAGCUGGUCAGUUCCUCGGUGGAUCAGGAGGUUCCUCAUUACACUCUCACUCUGCACCUUCUGGAUCAGCUGGUCAGUUCCUCGGUGGAUCAGGAGGGUCCUCCUUUUCUAACCAAGCUUUGCAGCCAGCUCAGCCUUCUCAGACAUACUCUGAACCUUCAGUUCAUUCAGCGUCUGGCUCAGCUCUCCAAUCAAGCGUGUCGUCAUCCAGUGGAUUUGGAGGUGUUGCGACACUCUCAUUCUGAAGCUUCUCAUCAGACAUCCUUUGGAGUGAAUGAGGGUUCCUUCUCUGGAGUAUCAUCACAAGGACCUCAGGUUUCAUCUGGCUAUGGAGCUCCUGGCGCUGGUAAUUGCAGGGAAGGAGAGGUUUCCCAUUUCGAUGGCAGCUGCGUUGUCCCAGAGGUUUCACGACAUGUGUUUGUUUACCAAGCACCAGAGAGAGAAGGCCGUACCUAUGGCCCACCUCCAAAGAUCCCCCUGCCCAAGGAGGAGCACAACAUUGUAUUCAUCCGCACCCCAGAGGGAGGACCAGCACAAGACCCCAUUGUCAUCCCCCCACCCCAGAAGAAACACAUCAUCUACGUCCUGAACAAGGAUGCUGGCCAACAACAACAGAAGAUCAUUGAAAUCACAACGCCCAAACCUAAGAGCCCAGAGGUCUACUUCGUGAACUAUGCUGAAGGCGAAAACCCUACUUUGCCCGGUGGCAUCGACUUCGAAACAGCUCUGAAUUCUGCUGUUCAUGCUGAUGGACAGGUGAUUGGCGGUGGAAGCUCAGCUGGGCCUAUUGGCACUUCGAUCAGAAAUCUUCCUGCCAGCCACGACUCCGCUGGCCAUCAAGGAACCAGCUUUGGUGGAGAAGGCUUCGUCAGUGGCAGUGCUGACGCUGCAGGCUCCUUCGGCCCAAGUGCUGCUUCAGGAUCCUUUGGUUCAGGUGCUACUGCAGGAUCCUUUGGCUCAAGUGGUGCUACAGGAUCCUUUGGAUCAGGCGCUACUGCAGGAUCCUUUGGUUCAGGUGGUGCCGCAGGAUCCUUUGGAUCAGGUUCUUCUGCAGGAUCCUUUGGCUCAGCUGGCGUUACAGGAUCCUUUGGUUCAGGUGCUGCUACAGGAUCCUUUGGCUCAAGUGGUGCUAUUGGAUCCUUUGAUUCAGGUGUGGCUACAGGAUCCUUUGGUUCAGGUGCAGCUACAGGAUCCUUUGGUUCAGGUGCUGCUACAGGAUCCUUUGGUUCAGGUGCUGCUACAGGAUCCUUUGGUUCAGGUGCAGCUACAGGAUCCUUUGCUUCAGGUGCUACUGCAGGUUCCUUUGGCUCAAGUGCUGGUGUGGACUUUGCCGCAAACGUCAACAGCUUCAGAGGAGGAAGUUCGUCCUCGGGGGGACUUCAGCUCAGGGUGGACGACAGUCACGAGGCCUUUGACGAUGAUUCUGUAGUCCUCCGUAGCAAUGCCAACAGCAGAACUAAUCUCCAGAUUACACCAGCUGCUGGUGUGCCACUGCCCUCAGCCCAGUAUGGCGCACCCUAAACUGAGCAAUUGACCUUUGCAAUGUACAAGGACCUUAUAAUACUCAACUGGACACAUGCGUUUACUCAUAAGCUCACUACUGAAUAAGUACACUUCGACAUACGAACAUGUUUGACUCUAGUUCAUAAGUUCUCUAGUCAGUAAGAAACAUUUUAUUUUGUUAGAUAUCUCUAUUUCUAUCACAAAUAAAGGAUUUAUUCUGA
Macrobrachium nipponense is the source of this 2849-nucleotide messenger RNA. RefSeq lists its product as uncharacterized. NCBI's taxonomy places the organism in Eukaryota, Metazoa, Arthropoda, Malacostraca, Decapoda, Palaemonidae. The transcript is spliced from 3 exons. The record is from RefSeq and is a predicted model, not a curated record. Bases 88 to 2646 code for a protein of 852 amino acids.